GCCGUCCAGCCCGACGGGUGAGCGGGAGCCGGGUGAGCGGGAGCCAGGUGAGCGGGAGCUAGGGUCUCCAGCCCUCCUUCCUGUGAUAUGGCCCUGACUGUGGAUGUGGCGGGGCCUGGGCCCUGGGGCUUCCGGAUCACUGGGGGCAGGGAUUUCCACACGCCCAUCAUGGUGACCAAGGUAACUGAGAGGGGCAAGGCUGAGGCUGCUGACCUCCGGCCCGGUGACAUUAUCCUGGCCAUCAACGGGGAGAGUGCUGAGGGUAUGCUUCAUGCGGAGGCGCAAAGCAAGAUCCGCCAGAGCCCCUCACCCCUGCGGCUGCGGCUAGACCGGUCUCGGGCCGCUUCCCCUGGGCAGACCAAUGGGGAAGGCUCUGUGGAAGUGCUGGCGACUCGCUUCCAGGGCUCCAUGAGGACGCACACGGACAGCCAGUCCUCCCUGCGGUCUUCCUGCUCCAGCCCCGUGUCCUCCAGCCCCCAGCCAGGCAGCCCCUUCUCUACCCUGCCCCUCAGCCGCCCGCACGCCCUCCCUGGAGAGGUUGUGGUCAGCCGCAGUUUCCAGAGCCUGGCACACUCCCCGGGACCCACCACUGCUGACCGCUUCUCCUACGGGGGCCGCCCCGGAAACCGCCAGGCCAGCCUCACCCUCGCUGGCGACUCAGCUGUGCUGGUGCUGCCGCCUUCCCCCGGUCCCCAUUCCUCCAGCCCCAGGCUCAGUGUGGACUCAGAAGGGGGAAGCCGCCUUCUGGAAGAGGACUCAGAAGUCUACAAGAUGCUGCAGGAGAAUCGUGAGGCGCGGCUCGCCCCCCGACAGUCCAGCUCCUUUCGGCUCUUGCAGGAAGCCCUGGAGGCUGAGGAGAGAGGGGGCACACCUGCCUUCCUGCCCAGUCAGCUGAGCCCCCAGUCCUCCCUGCCCACCUCCAGGGCGCUGGCCACCCCACCCAAGCUCCACACGUGCGAGAAGUGCAGCACCAGCAUCGUGAACCACGCUGUCCGCAUCCAGGAGGGGCGCUACCGCCACCCCAGCUGUUAUACCUGCGCAGACUGCGGGCUGAACCUGAAGAUGCGCGGGCACUUCUGGGUGGGGGACGAGCUGUACUGUGAGAAGCACGCCCGCCAGCGCUACUCCUCACCCCCCACCCUCAGCUCCUAGGCCUGAGCACCUGGCUGUGCUCUCAGGCCGCCCUCAACUUUGUGGGCACCUCUGUGCCAGGGCCAUGCCAACAGCAAGUUGGCCUGGAAGGGCGGUUGGUGGGUGGUGGGCGGGCCCCUUCCUCCAUGCUAGGCGCGGCUAGGUCCUGGGGCCUAUCCUGGGCUGUGCAUGAGGACAGCCUCGCUGUCCCAGGCCUGUGCUAGAAACUCUCACUUCCCCCUGCAGGACAGGCUGUGCACCAACGGCUAAGGUGGGCACUGCACUGGAUAUCCUUGUGCAACAGGGGUUAAGCAGGUUGGGACACAGAGAGAAGUAUGUAGAAAGAGAUGGGUGGUCAGAGGCAAAAGGUAUUCGCUCUGUAAAGUUUUCAACAUAUGAACUCUAUAAAUAUAUAUACAUGGACAAAACAAAGUAGAUCUCCCCUCUCCUUCCCUGCCCCAG
Enhydra lutris kenyoni (northern sea otter) is the source of this 1593-nucleotide messenger RNA. RefSeq names its product PDZ and LIM domain 2. The transcript is spliced from 10 exons. Gene Ontology annotation, biological process: muscle structure development; heart development; actin cytoskeleton organization. Lineage: Eukaryota; Metazoa; Chordata; Mammalia; Carnivora; Mustelidae. Gene Ontology annotation, cellular component: adherens junction; Z disc; filamentous actin. The record is from RefSeq and is a predicted model, not a curated record. Bases 88 to 1152 code for a protein of 354 amino acids. Gene Ontology annotation, molecular function: muscle alpha-actinin binding; actin binding.